CGCCUGUGUUGUGCCUGUGGUGUCGUUCGUGCGCGUUCAAGUUGGCAGUUUUCUGAGCCAAGUUAAAAUUCCACGUAUGUAAUUGGAUUGUAAUUGUAAUUCCAUGAUACCGAAGAAAAGCAGGGUAGAACGUUGGUGAUGACUCGCGCUAUGCGGACACCACUAUCACCGACACAUCAAACCGGAACAGAUCCCCGCUGACUGAGGACUUUACAAGCUCUUACAAGCCCUUAGGUUGAACGUCACUGCGUUUGUUCUGGUUCAGUGCAGCGAACGAGUUGUCGGAAUAACGUCAGCGAUCCGUAACAGUUUUUGCCGAACGACGCGCGGUCAUGGGUAAACGGCCGCGCUCUGCGAUCGCCUCAACGCUGCCCAUCGCGCAUGCGCGGGUGCCAAAGAUGGCUGCCCACUUGGCAGCGGUGACCGCUGACGGUGGAAUACCACUUUUUACACGGAAAUUGGGCGAUGUGAAACAGCUCCCAUUUGCAGCAGUUGGGACACUAAAUGGCGUUCACCUGUUUUCCCGUCUCAGAGGAGCCACACUGCAGAGCACCAUCACGAACGGGGCCAAGGCCUUAUGGCGAACCUACCAUGACAGUGUGGUGUUACUGGUGCUGACAUGCUACGACGGUGCCAGCGACGACCACCUUGAACGGCUGCUGAACAAUGUCUUCGGUGCCAUGGUCAUGGUUGUCGGCUUGGAUGCCUUGAAAAGUAUUUGCAAUCCUGACAGGCUCAAACGAGAUCUAAGGGGGUGCUAUUGCAUCGUAGACCGCAUUCUUACUCAGCUGGAUCAGGAUGCCUGCACAGUGGGUGACCUCACUGGGACUGUGGAUACCUUCUUGUGUACAGAGAGCCAAAUAUUACAGGGCCGUUUAGAUGCGUUCACUUCGGAAAUGGACACCUUGUAUGGGUGUCUAUUGGUACGAGGCAAAGUGGCUGUUGCCACGAAGCAGUGGUGCCAUCUGACGUGGCAAGAGAUAUCUCUUAUAUCAACUCUGGUCAACUCGAGCACGAAGUGCACCUCACGGGACGUUGCCAUUUAUCUUCCUUCAAGUUGUCCCACAGUGUGCAACAGGCUAGUAACACUGCAGCUGACUCAGGCCGUGGAGCUGUGCCUGCUGUGCGGACCAGCUCCAUCUUUAACCGUGCUUGAAGAGGAGGUGUAUAACUAUUGGGCUGACUUACAAGAUGCGCUAAAGUCGGCAUCAAAUCUUCAUCCACGAAAUUUCCCUUUGGGCAAGACGUUUAAUAAGAAGAUGGUUGCAUUUCCACAAUUGGACUCAAAUGUUCUUGGGUUUACACUGAUCAACGCAAAGCAGCGCAGGAGCCUGACCAGCGUUCAUCCCUUAGAGGAAGAGUCAACGAGGAGGACAAAAGAUGGCAAGUGUGUAAGCCUUAGAAGAAGACAGGAAAUCAUAAGGUCGCUGUACAGAAUUGUUGUGGGAACGUUUUUCCCCUCAUCGGACGAGCUCAAAGGUGCACAUAGGGCAACGGAGGUUUAUCUCUGCACGGAAGUACACAAGAGCUAUGUGAUACGCACAAAAGAGCACCAGCUAUUCCUACUCUUCUCUACUAGCAUACCUACAUUUGCCAUGAGGUUUGUUGCCUACAAGACCCUGAAAAGUCUGACGCAGAACAAAGUCUGCACGUUAUAACCAGUACAGAGUCACCCUUCUAGUCUGUGAUACCACUACCUCCUCAUGUUCAGCGCCAUCAUGGAAUAUCAUCAUGUUCAUUGUGUUCAAAUCAGGGUACACGUGCGUUUCUACUGCUACACUUGCGCCUCAGAGACAAUCAUCCGAAAAAUAUUAUCUCCGGGAUAUUGCCGGGUACAAAGCCUCGAUCAUUGUGACAGCAGAGGACAGGAAACACAACCAUUGACGCACGUGAUAAGCAGUAUAUGUACAAUUUUAUGCCCAAAUUAUAUGAUGAAAAACUUC
This is a messenger RNA of Ornithodoros turicata, 1943 nucleotides long. RefSeq names its product protein fuzzy homolog (gene fy). NCBI's taxonomy places the organism in Eukaryota, Metazoa, Arthropoda, Arachnida, Ixodida, Argasidae. The transcript is spliced from 9 exons. The coding region runs from base 333 to 1658 and encodes 441 amino acids. Gene Ontology annotation, biological process: non-motile cilium assembly; vesicle-mediated transport. The record is from RefSeq and is a predicted model, not a curated record.